CUCUUUAUUUGCUUCCUCUGUCUUUCUGCCCUUCCUCUAUCCGGUUAUGGAGGUCUGCUAGAAAUACAUUUAAACGCAGCUGAGCUCAUAAAAUACGACAAAGCUCCAGUUAGGACCCAGAAAACCACCUCUCUUUUAAACUCAUAAUUCAAGAUGCCAGUGGCUGUAGGUCCGUAUGGCCAGACCCAGCCCAGCUGUUUUGACCGGGUCAAGAUGGGCUUCAUGAUGGGGUUUGCAGUAGGAAUGGCUGCUGGUGCCAUGUUUGGCACUUUCUCCUGUCUCAGGAUCGGCACGGGCAGGGAGCUGAUGGGAGGAGUAGAGACCAUGAUGCAGAGCGGGGGAACGUUUGGCACGUUUAUGGCCAUCGGUAUGGGCAUCCGCUGCUGAGAGGACAAGGAACGACCUCCUCCACCUCCACACAGUUUAUACAGCUAUGGGACUUUUCAAUAAACCACCUCCACCGCUCUCUGUCCGCUCGAUGCUGUCACACUCUCAACCUUCAGUCUAGUUUUGUCAAUAAAAGUUCAUAUUUGUCAAACGUG
Lates calcarifer (barramundi perch) is the source of this 542-nucleotide messenger RNA. Its product is annotated as reactive oxygen species modulator 1-like. Gene Ontology annotation, cellular component: TIM23 mitochondrial import inner membrane translocase complex. NCBI's taxonomy places the organism in Eukaryota, Metazoa, Chordata, Actinopteri, Centropomidae. The record is from RefSeq and is a predicted model, not a curated record. Gene Ontology annotation, biological process: protein import into mitochondrial matrix; protein insertion into mitochondrial inner membrane.